AAAAGUUUGUCCCCGGGUACUGGGAAGCUGGAUUGUAAAGCCACAAUGAUUGUAAAAACUAACACAAAAAAGUAAAGUCACAAAGAAACACAUGUUUAUGCUAAGAAUUGAACAGUCUUGCGUAUCGCAGGAAUGUUUUAUUUAUAAACUUUUAUUUUUGCCAAAGAAAAAGCAAGAGAAAACCUAAGUAAUGGCCUUUCAUGUCAUCAAGUACAUCUACUGAUUACAGUCAUUUAUUAUUCUCAUUAGUACAAAAAAAUAAAUCUAAAAUGUUUGCAUGGGAAAAAAAGGUUGACAAAACAUUAACCCUUUAAACUUGGGUGGAUUUUUACCUGCAUACAAUUUUAAUGCUUAUAAAUAUAUUGAUUUCUUGCAGCUGGGUACUUACACCCAUAUAUUAUUUCAAAAGUAAAUAGUUAUUUUUACUUUUAUUUGUUCAAGGUUAAGGUAAAGAAGGCUUGCUGAAGAAGUAUCAUCUUCAUUUAAGUGAAAUUUAUGAAAAAUGCAAGUUCUAAAUUACACACUACAGCUGUUUAGUGAAAUGUGUAAUGUAAUGAAUAGGCCUACUUCCUUUACCAAAUAAAACUUCUUGAUUAUGUGGAUAUGGCAUUUUCAAUACCUGCAAUACAAGAUGUUCAAUUAAAUAUAAAAGAAAAUUUUGAAGGUACAAGUGAAGUAAAAACUAACAAAGGAAUAUUGAAGGUUCAACACUGCACAAAGAAAGGGGAUCACAAAGUAUUUAUCCCAAAGAAAGAGUUUGGGAAGUAUCACCUUCCAAAAGGCUACAGAAGUGAUAAAAUGAUAAAAUGUAUUAAUGUCCUGUGUGAUUUAACUGUGAGGAUCACGGUAACGUUUAUCAGCCCAGGUCGACACCAAGAUGAUCCAUUUUAUAAAUUAAGAAAUAGAAAAGUUAAAAUGUUUGGAACCGGCACAGUGACUGAUAUACAAGACCAACCAAAUGCUUUUGAAAAUUUGGAUUGCUUGUGUAGUCUUUGUGUAAACAAUUAUAAAGGAAAUGGCUUGACUAUAGUGACUAUCUUGACAGCUUGCCAUGUGGUUUUUGAUUGUGAGGAGGUGAAAAAUACAACUGUUGAUUUUUUUUAUGAUGAUGAAGAGGAUAUCAAGCAUAUAAAAACUUUAACAGGAUUUUGUAUGAGAGACAGAAAUAUAGAUGAGGAUACCUGUUUUUUCCAGUGUUUGACUGGAGAUAAAGACCUGAUUGGUACACUAAGAAAUAGGUUAGAUGAAUAUGAAAAGUUAGACACGCAUAAAACCUUAAUAGCCAGAGAUGACCAGCACAUUGUCAUAGCCUCACACCCUCAUGGUCUGUGUAAACAUUUAACAAUUGGACAGUGGUCAGCCAUCACAGACAAGAUGACAUUUAAAGAAAAUGUAGACAUAUAUGAAAUGUAUUUAAAAUCAUUAAAAAUAACUACAAAUGGAAAAGAAGAUUCUGAAUUAAAUGAAUCUAACACACCUCCAGUUCGAACGAUAGUCAAUGAAAAAAAAGAAUCUGCGUUGGUCGGGAUAGAGUGUGAAGUUCACUUUCCUGAUUUCACAACAGCCAAGUGUCAAAUAGCAAUACAUGAUGUACGAGUCAAACAUAUAAAAUUUCAACUAGUGCAAGUUGGGAGCAUUUACAUUCCAGCAGAUGAACUCUAUUUGGAAAUUGUGUUGUCAAAUGGAGAUGUCCAGAAGAUGAAUGAUGAUGAAGAAAUGGUUUAUUAUAUAAAUGAUAUUUUAGAUUGUACACAUAUUAACAUGAAAAGAAUUUAAAGAGUACAGAUAAACCUAGAUCCAUUUCUGAA
This is a messenger RNA of Physella acuta, 1808 nucleotides long. RefSeq lists its product as uncharacterized. The record is from RefSeq and is a predicted model, not a curated record. NCBI's taxonomy places the organism in Eukaryota, Metazoa, Mollusca, Gastropoda, Physidae.